This is a messenger RNA of Didymodactylos carnosus, 339 nucleotides long. NCBI's taxonomy places the organism in Eukaryota, Metazoa, Rotifera, Eurotatoria, Philodinida, Philodinidae. The record is from the annotation of a GenBank genome assembly.
AUGUCGAUUAAUCAAGCACAUUAUCAAGGUGGCAUUGUUUUAUUUCAAGGUGAAGCGAUUGUUUAUCAUGCAAAGGACGUUAGACUUAAAUUCAAAGAUGGCCCGCCGAUUAUGGGUACUAAAGAGCACAAAGGAAAAUUAUUUGUUACAACUCAUCGAUUAAUUUUUCUUUCUGGUGAUGCAAACGAUGCCUUAUCAAGUUUUGCUAGUGCCUUUAUGUACAUGAAAGAUUUGAAACUGAAUCAACCAAUUUUUGGCUCGAAUAAUAUAGUUGGAAGUGUAAAUGCUCACCCUAACGAUUCUCAUAAAAAAGGAGAUGCUUUUAAAAGUAGAAAAUAA